Messenger RNA from Pleurotus ostreatus (oyster mushroom), 1629 nucleotides. RefSeq lists its product as uncharacterized. The transcript has 2 exons. Bases 1 to 1629 code for a protein of 542 amino acids. NCBI's taxonomy places the organism in Eukaryota, Fungi, Basidiomycota, Agaricomycetes, Agaricales, Pleurotaceae. The record is from RefSeq and is a predicted model, not a curated record.
AUGUUCUCGGACUCAGAGUCAGAAUCAGAGUACGGCGUAUCAAAGCCUCACCCCAAUCCAGAGCUCACCCACCGCGAUUACCUCGAUACCCCAUCGAAUUGCACCGCUCAAAACCUCAUUGAAGCAGAAAUUGCUGCCCACGAAGCCGCCAUACUACAACUCAAAGUGCGCAGGAAUGCAUACAGCCCCAUUUCAAAACUCCCCGCCGAAAUCCUCGCCAAACUCUUCAUCCUUGUACGCCGCAGUUUCAGCGACUUUGGCGACUUCCCGGGCGGCCUUAAUGUCGCUACCGUUUGCCACAGCUGGCGUGAGGUCUUCGUCAGUACAACGCAACUGUGGGAUGACCUCGAUCUAUCGAAGAUCAAGUCGCAGGACUGCGCCGAACUCAUGCUCGCGCGCUCGAAGCAGGGUGCACUGCAUAUCCAGUGGACAAGGCCGCUGCUUGACCGAUCUGUCCUUAGCGCUGUGUCGUCACAGAUCCUGAGGAUCCAGGACCUCGACAUUUGUGGCCAGUCUCUUGCCAUCCUAGAUUUCUUCCCCUCCAAGAACAGGGCGUUGCCGGAGAUGCAGCGCCUAGCCCUACGACGACAAGUGCGCGCCACCGACGCUCCACCCAUCUCCAUGGAAAGAGUCCUCAGCAUGGACAUGCCCCGCCUACACACCCUUGAACUCCAAAACAUCUACCUCCCCUCAAUACGUGUUUUCCAGCCGUCCCCUUGUCUCCAAACCCUCCAUAUUACCACACCAAAGCGCCUGCUAUCCCUCCCCGACAUUCUUACAGUCUUGCGCGCCACACCUACUCUUCACGACCUCACACUCACGCACGCCCUCUUCCUGACGCCCCCUAGCCCCAGUGCGCGAGAGGAUCCCAAGUACGCGCUCGUGGAUCUCGCACAGCUCACAUCCCUGUCCGUCUCCUGCAAUCACUUCCGCGAUAUCGCUCUCCUGCUCCAGCACGUCCGCUACCCAUGCUCUGCCCGCGUACUCCUCCGCUCCGUCACAUUCCCCCAUGAGGCUGGGCUCACGGAGCCGGGGUGCCUCGAGGUCCUGACCGCCGUCCUCUCCCGCUGGGCGCAAAGCACGUCAGCUGGGCUAGCAGAUCGCAUGUGGCUCCUCAACAAGUUUGCGUGGGACUUUAAGAUCGGGGUGGCGCUCGGAGAAGUGCCGCUGCUGGAUAUACACUGCGAGGAAGGGGGGAGUAGGGACCAGCUGCGCCAUCUGUUCCAUCUGCACACAUUGCUUCCCUCACGCUGCGUCCGUAUACUUCACAUCAGUGGGUUUGGUGCGAUCGAGCACCCCGAGGAGUGGAAGGAGCUGUUCGUUCGGAAUCAUCAGGUGCAGAGGCUGGUGCUGGAGACCCAGGAACAUCCUCGGAUCAUUCAGACGUUGACGGACCAGUCGGACACAAGCAUUCUACCCCAGCUCAAGAGCCUAAUGCUGAUAAGAUGUUGCUUCGAUGGUCAUCGUUCCGAUCGCAGGUUUACGCCCCGUGUUAGUGAGCUUCUCCAACAGCGCAUAGACCAGACACCCCUCAAGAUCUUCAAAAUUCGAAAUUGUGUCAUUGAACCAGCAACAGUGCGGUCCCUAAGGAAUAUCAUCCACGUCGAUUGGGAUCAGUUCCUUCCUUAA